Molecule: messenger RNA, 834 nt
Organism: Guyanagaster necrorhizus
Lineage: Eukaryota; Fungi; Basidiomycota; Agaricomycetes; Agaricales; Physalacriaceae
Exons: 2
Coding region: 1-834 (277 amino acids)
Source: RefSeq, a predicted model, not a curated record
AUGUCCGCUUGGUGCAUUGGCAUCCUUAUCCAUAACGACGCCAUAGCCGAUGUACUCAGUGAUCUCGGCGUUAUACCGGAAGUCGCCGCCUAUCUUCGACAGGUAUCGACCACGAACACCGUCGCCCCCGAUGAUAUUUGUGCGGGCCUCUACGCAGUCGCUCGAAUCGCUCGUUCUAUCAAGCUUUCAAAGGCCUUAUACAAACAGGGAUGCGUAUCUAUGGUGUCGUUCCACUUGACAUCAUCGAAUGACCCCUCAGUUCUUAUGUGGGCUGCUCGCGCAGUAGGCUGCAUGAUGCGGCCAAACAGUGCUGACAUGGCUAAGGUACUCUUAGACGCCGACGUCGCGCGAGGCCUCUCCCGCUUGCCGAGCGUAUUACCGCCGGAAGUUGUCGAACCGCUGGGUUCGUUCGCUUUUGCUAUUCAACGGUUUAGCUGCGCCGAAUGGGGUGGCGGAACCCGCAAGGCACUGGUAGACGCCGGAGUCGUGGAUGCGCUGUUGGCCGCACUGAGAACGGUCGCCGACGAGCCGUACCCGCAGAUACACAUGCAGAUGGCUUUGGCGGUGAGCUUCUUGGGUGACGUAGGAGGGUCCGCCAUCAGGAAGGAGAUUGUCAGUGCGGGCGGUAUCACAAUUUUGAAGCGGGUAGGGGAAAAUGGUAGUGCAGAUGUGUCUAAAGCGUGUUCGAUGGCGGUAACGAGUAUCACGGGUAAUCUGUGGACAAGGAAUGCUGCAUCUGCAAAGACGGCCAUGACACAUAAUUGGAGCGGAGGAUGUCCUGAUUAUCACACUGCUUGUCCUGUUCCUCUCGUCGACACAGAAUCCUCAUACUAG